GUUCUUUUGAUCUCAAUUACGGCUUCUCGAAGAAGCGUUAAGUAGGAGGCCAGACGUUCACCCUUCGUCGAUGCCAUGGCGCUACAUCAUGGCGCUGCGGGCAUAAAGAACAUGCCGGCAGCCCCGGCCGCCGUGAAGCCAGAUCCUACCUCAACCUCUUCCAGCACUGUCAUUGACUGGAUUGAAACGAAAUCGCGGGUCGCGACAGUUCUACCCUCGAAGGGAGUUGCGUAUCCAUCCCAGGAAGAGCUCUUUGCCACUGCCCUUUACAAGGCAAAUUUUGCCUUACUCUGUCAAAUCUGUCAAACUUCCAACCUCCAUUGCCAUCUCAGCGCUUCGUCAAAACGUGACCUCGGCCAUGUUCGUGACCGCAUGUGCCUCUGGGGAGAUGCCUUGGGUGAUGGGCGGCUGGAAGCAUGCCUUUCACCAGAGGACGAGCUUCACAAGAGCUUGAUUAGCCUGUUGGACCGCAUAGGCAAAACACUUAUUACAGUCAUGGAACAGUCGAUCAGCAUUCGGGAAGGCAAGAAGGCAAAAUGGGGCCUGGUAAAACCCUUGCGAGAGCUUCUUUCAAAAGCUGCAUCCAUUUUAUCGGUCGACGAACCAUCUUCCCGUAUUUGUGAAAGCGACAGCGACUCAGCUAGCGAAACCGACGAUGAUGAAAGUCAGGAUACAGUCGUUGCAGGUAUUCGAUCACUACAAGUGUACUCUAAAUUGUUAAUGGACCUUUGCCCAACUUUAGAACAAGCAUUCUAUACACGGCAGCACAGACCAGGAGGAAAUGAACCAGCUUUGGGCUUGAAGUCGUUUGAAGUGACGGAGAGCGCUCUUCCUUGGGUCAGUCAAGUAUACGAGAAGUUUCGGACAGCUGAUAGUGGUCUACUCGAGAGGCUUGGAGAAGCUAAUUGGCAGAGGUUUGUCCGCAUCCGGGCAUUGAUAUCUAACAGUGGCACGGCGCAAGAGAGCUUUGAAGAACCCAAGACCAUCUUCAAACCAUCGACAGUCCACACUUUUCGCGAUUCGGCACUUGGUGCCUCGAUCCCAGCUCAGUCACAGGUUGCCGGCUCCGUUGCCUCUCAUACUUCCUUCAUGUCAAGCGUUGAAGGUGAAGGUAGGAGUCACCUUGCAGUACCUCGAACUCCUCAGCAGAUCUGGCGAAACGAGCCGUUUACAUGCUCAUUUUGCGGUACCUUGCUCAAAACAUUACGGAAUCGGAUAGACUGGAAGAUGCAUGUCUUUUCUGAUCUUCAAGCUUAUAUCUGCACAUUCAACGAUUGUCCUGAACGCCUCAAAACUUUCUCGACACGAACACUGUGGUCUCGACACGAGCUCGAAGCUCAUUUUUCGGACAAGUCGUUUAGAUGUCGCGACUGUCAUAAAAGCUCCGUCACUUUCACUGACCAGGAGAGCUUCCUUGAUCACCUGAGUCGCGUACAUGGGCGCAAGGCUCUUACACAUGUUCACGCUCUGAGUAUGGCACAGGCUGCAGCGCAGUCAGUCCCAAGGUCUUUUACAGAUCAAGAGUGCCCUCUUUGUGCGCAAACCGACUGGAAAUCGCAACGCGAAUAUUUCACUCAUUUGGGAAAGCAUCUUGAACAAAUCUCGCUAGCAGCAUUGCCUCAAGAGGAGGAUGAGAGUGAUGAUGACAGUGAUCAAGAUGAUGAGGAGAAUUUUACCUUUAAGUGUAUAUGUGGGUUCGACGAUGACGACGGUAAUAUUGUUUUGGAUCAGAGGUGUGGUACAUGGCAGCACAUUGCGUGCUACUAUUAUCGUUCCCAGGUGCCAGGGGAACAUCUCUGUAUAGACUGUUCGCCGAGAAAUCUCGACACGGCAGGUGCCUCGCGGCGACAAAAGGAGAUUCGAAGAAAAGCACCAAGGAACCCUGAAACGCCAUUGUUUCAAGAUGUCACUUCAGCACCUUAUACAGGGACAAGUUCGAGUCCAUCCCCGCGCGCUCUUCUCCAAGAGAAGUGGCACAGGAUUCCAGAGAACAACACAAUUUCCAGGGUAAAGGGAGAAACUGAAGACACAUGGCUCUUGGAUGAGAGCAAGAGGCAGCAAGUGAAUGGUCAACACCUACUGGAUGAUGCGAAACAACAGUUCAAGAGGAGUCAACACAACCAGACAGGCGAUGGUUCGCAAUCCUAUCCUCCACGAUCCAAUCUUCCCCCAUAUGGGCGACCGUUUAGCCCUCCGCAAGAGCUGACACCCAUGCAACAAGAGCAACAGAACCUCUCGCAACAUCAUUUGCUUGAUGAGGCCGCCAACGACAGGCCGCCUUCAACCAAGAAGCACCGAUGCCCUUAUUGUGCCACACAAUUCACGCGACAUCACAAUCUGAAGAGCCACCUACUGACUCACUCACAAGAAAAGCCUUUGGUUUGCUCAACCUGUGGGUCAAGGUUUCGUCGACUGCACGACUUGAAGCGGCAUGCAAAGCUUCACACGGGAGAAACCCCACAUAUCUGCAGCCAAUGUGGACACAAAUUUGCAAGAGGCGACGCACUCGCUCGUCACCAAAAAGGUCCGGGGGGUUGUCUAGGUACUAGAAGCGGUCCCCCGGUCGAUAAGAAUAGUCCUAGGAACGACAUGGGUCUAUUACCAGAGCUGGAAAGCUAUACGAAGCUGAACGGCGAAUCCGGCGACGGGGCUACUUGAUUCGACUUUGGAAAUGCUGGGGCAUCUGCUGCCAACGAGUUCGCUUUACCAGACUUGGGGACGAGCACUUUUGAUGGCUUCUUGAACGACAACACUUUCGCCGAUGGCGGUGGUGAAGAUGGUUGUGACGAUUCUCUCAAGAUGGCACGAUCAUGCCGAACUAUCUGCAACAGGCCAAUUCCUCUCAACCAGGAGGCUCAUUCACAGGGUCUGACGACAAAUGGAUAGCAAAAGCGAACCCUUCUAUUUCACCGAAUAGUGAACACGACCGCCGAAUAUUGUUCUCUUCGCUUUUAUCGAACUCUUCAGCCGGAGGAGAGGCCCAACGUGCAGACAUCGGUGCCUAUUGAGGACCGAUAAAUUUGGAUGACCUUGACGGGGGCUUUUUUGAUACUUCUUGAGCAGUAAGCCUUAUUUCUGCUUCCUUAGCGCGCGUCUUCAGAAAGGAAAGGUUCUAUCUUAUUUCACUGCACCCUAAGAGUUGAAGCUCCCGGGUUAGGACUCUUCAAGAUGUCAUCAGGAUGUAAAAGCGGCGGAAGUAUAUUGUCGUCAGAAGAGGGUGAAAUAGUCUUGUACUCCGUAUAGGCCUAGCGUCCAAGUUCUUGAGAGCGGCCAGUUGUUUCCCGCGCAUUUCACGUGGCAUUAACAGCCGCAAAGGUCUGCCUCGCCAGGAGUACACAAAUGUCCCCCAUGGAUG
Cladophialophora immunda is the source of this 3355-nucleotide messenger RNA. RefSeq lists its product as uncharacterized. The transcript has 3 exons. The record is from RefSeq and is a predicted model, not a curated record. Lineage: Eukaryota; Fungi; Ascomycota; Eurotiomycetes; Chaetothyriales; Herpotrichiellaceae. The coding region runs from base 76 to 2658 and encodes 860 amino acids.